Molecule: messenger RNA, 573 nt
Organism: Closterium sp. Naga37s-1
Lineage: Eukaryota; Viridiplantae; Streptophyta; Zygnematophyceae; Desmidiales; Closteriaceae
Source: the annotation of a GenBank genome assembly
AUGUACAUUGCAUUCACCGAUGUGCAGGCCGUGCGGACCAAGAAGCCGGUCCUCACGAGGAAGGGGCGGCUCAUGGUGCCUGGGGUGGAGGAUGAUGCCGUCUUGGCGAUGUACAACGUGGCGCACGGUGACGACAUGAAGGAUCUAGUGGGAUGCAUGCGGGCAGCUGGGGUGAAGGCGGAGCGCGUCCAGGCACACACCGCCGUGGCCAUACCGCGCACGCGGGGGGGAGCUUUGGUGGCGAAGGGCACGUUUGUGAAAGCGAGCCCGGGGGAGAAGUGGUUUUCAGAUGUGGCCCUGUUAUCUCCUAAAGGGGGGGAGUGGUUUGCAAAGGUGUUGUGCAUCUUCAAGGCGGCUGGGGAUGAGGGUGAGCCUAAGGGCUACAUGUACGUGCGGUACUUUGAGCAGGCUGGAAUCUGCCCCCUGACCACAUGCAUCCAGCUAACACCCCACCAAAAGGAGACCAGGUUUGCUGUGGUAGAGGUGGCGACGAUUCUGAGGGUGGUGCACAUUUGCCGGAGCUUCAGUAACCCCAAGGUGCUCCUGGUGAACAAGUUUCUGCUUAUAGAGUGA